Molecule: messenger RNA, 618 nt
Organism: Trichoplax adhaerens
Lineage: Eukaryota; Metazoa; Placozoa; Uniplacotomia; Trichoplacea; Trichoplacidae
Exons: 7
Coding region: 1-618 (205 amino acids)
Biological process (GO): neurogenesis; nervous system development
Source: RefSeq, a predicted model, not a curated record
AUGGUAACAAGAUGGAUAUUACUAUCAAACGAUAAGCCACCAAUUUCAACGCUAUUAGAAAAAUAUUAUGCUAUUAGAUCAGCAGAAUUUAACCCAAAACCGAGGAAUGACGCUAUACCAUCUGUCUGUAAAGUAUUUGAUAAAUUGCCAAAGAUGUGGUCAAUAAUUAAUGAAUCUAUACUUAAAUUUGGUUCCUCCCAGUUAAUGCUAGGUCCAAAGUUAUUCAUGUCUUGUCCUUCUGACUAUCAAAAGUCAGAAAUAUGGUUUACUGAUUUAUGGAAUUAUUCCAUUGCUCCAUAUGUAAUGGAACUUGUUCGCUGGAAAUUGGAAAAUGCACCCGAAGCAAGUCUAGCAGAUUGGAAAUCUCCAUUACAAACUAUAUUGAAUACUGGUAAUUAUCCAUGGCAAAAUAAUAUUAAUCAAGCUAAAGCCAAUCUGAGAGAUAUUACUCCUCACGAUAUCCAACGUGAGCCAAUUCCAAUCAAAAAUGUUAGCGAUACCGAAAAAUCUAACACGAAUAAUUCAGAACAGGAUCUAAUGGCUCUAUUGAAAAGGGUUAUGGAAAUUAAUAGCCCAUAUGCCUCUAGUGAUGAACUGCCACUUGAGUCGAAUAUUUAA